UACAAGUAAACAUACAAUCACAAAAUAGUUUUAAAUACAAGUAUAGAUACAACUUCAAAGUUCUUUUAAAUACAAGGAUUUUUAAAAUGUGAAAGUGAUAUAUAAAAUUUUAAGCCUUGUCAUAUCCACGAGAAAAUACCACAAAUGCCUGAAAAAAUCAAUUUAAAUUGAUUCAAACACUUAAACUCUUUAAUUAAAACCACAAGGGCUUUAAAGAGCUUUUCUAAUAGAAGUUAAUUGAAUUACCUUUAAAUCUUUAGCAACACAUCGUUGCGACCUUUGUGACCCACAUCAGUAAUGAAUGCUUUUAUGCCUUUAAACUCACUUUUCACACGGUUACUCACUUAUUUUUCAUAAAUAUUUUUUUAAAUACCUUAACCGCAGUUUUUAUUGCGGCCAAAUGAUUUUGUUGCGGCUGCCAUCGAUUUUAAAUAAUUGCACUAAUUAAAUGAUGCAACAGUCGUGAAUGGCGUGCGUAAUGCAUUUUCUGUUUCUGUGCAUUCAGGGUGUGGCAGUUAAAUAUUUUAAUUGCGCUUUAUGAAAACAUUUAGUAAAUGAAAAUUGUUUUCCUUGACCGCUCAGUCGGAAAGUAGGCAAUCAUUUCAGUUGUUCCACCAGCAUUGAAGAUUUAAAUUCCUUUUGCGAAAAUGACUCCGCCAGUUGCACAAGCAACUAAGCAGAUACAGAUACAAUUACAGAUACAGAUACACACUCGAGGGAAGCCCCAAAGUGUGCAAUUAAUUUUACAAUAAUUAAAUUGAAACUCAACCACAUCCCAUAUACAUAUAUAUAUAUAUAUAAUUAUAUGUAUCUUUUACAUGACUUUCUGCUGGCCGGCAUGGCCUGGCAUAUCCAUAACCCGAAAAUAUUUAAACCGAAAUUAUAAUGAAAUGCAUACUUAGUUAAUUUCAACUUACAUCGAAAACUUUACUUAAUUAAACCAACUUAAAGCCGCACAAAAUGAGAAGAAACUUCGAUGGGCAGCGGGCUGAAAAGGAGUAAACAAUGUGGCCCGCCCCCUUUUUUCCACCAGAAACACCCAUUUUCCACUCGUAUUGUGAUUUUUUUCGGUUUUUUUUCUUACUUUUCUGGCUCUGUUUUCUCUUCAAUAUUUUUUAAUGAAACCAUAAAGUUUAUAAUUACCAUAAAAUUUACUUGUUCGGUUCGUUUUUGUCCUGAGGUUUCUUCAUGAUGCGGGCAGUAAAAAAAACUUUAGUUUGACCUGGCACACACACACACGCAAAGGCAUUAUGUACGUAUGUAUAGAGUGAGAGGGCGUUGGUGAUUGUGGGUGGGCGUGGCAUUUCAUAAACUAAUGCCAAAAUGGUAGAAAUUUAUGGCAAGAAAUAUGAGAAACGGGUUGAGCUCCAAAGUCCGGCAUGAAAAGCACGGACACACACAUGUGUGUGUGUGUGAGUGUGUGUGUGUGGGGGGGAGGGUUUACCCCUCCUAGCCCAGCUUUGUUUUUGGCCAAACGUGCGAAUAUUUUUGCAACUUUUGGUCCAAAGUUGCACAGGAAAUGGGCCUGGCAUAUGGUUGCCACCGUGGCCAGAAGGACACGGUGACAUCGGGACAUUGGGACUGUAGAAUAGGAGCGCCGGGCCCCUAAUCCCAGGACCCUUAUGCCCUCCGUCCUCCCGCCCCCAAAUCCCAAAAACUAAACUCUGUGCAGAAUGCGUUUGCUUUGGUUUUUGAUUUGUUUUUGUUGUUCGAGGAGCGGGAGAAGGACGCCUCUGUUCGAACGAGCCUGCUGCAUGCAGAUGCGAGAAUAUGCUUUAUGUAGGCGCUGACACAGUGGGCGUGGCUGUGGUCAGGGGCGGAAAAUUCAAUUCAAUUGUCAACAGCAACCAGUACCGAACACUGAACACCGAACACCGAACACCGAAUACCGGAAUACCAAGCAUACCGAACGCAGCGAACGGAGCCAACAGCUCAAAAUCACCCAACACCCAGGACAGCUCAUCCUGUGGCCACAGAGCUAGGCGCCAGUUUAGAGGUUUGAGUUUGGGCACAGCAUCCGGGGCUUAGCUUCUUUUCUGUGGGCCAGGCCACCGCUCACCGCUUCAACUGCAGCACUCACACGUUAUAUAAUGUGGCAUCAUUUUGUGGUCAGCAUUUAUGCAGACCAUAUACAAUUUUUCAGGCCUUUUGUUGACAUGGCCCCUCUCGUUGCGGUUUAUGUGGAGGAGGGGUUCAACCCCUGUUCUGACUUUUGACUGCAAUGGAGAGCAGCCAUUUAAUGCACAAGCCAUGUCAAAAGUCAUGCGAGCAGGUGGCUCAAAGGGUUGCGCCGUGCCAUUGAAACAACUCAAUAUCCUUUUGGACGCACGCCUUGCAAACUUCACCCACUGCCACCCACUUUAAUUGAUUGUUAUCAUGGGUGGCAAGUGGCGGGUUGUGGUGGCAAGGAGUACAGGGGGCCAUUAGCAGUGGCAAACAAAAUAAACUGAUACCCGGGUCACGAGUCCUUUUGCCUCACUGCCGCCACAUGAUUAUUAUUUCAGUCCAUUGUUUUUGGUUAUUGUUGUACUAGUGGUUUUUGCCAUUUCAAGCAUCUUUGGCUUGUCAUGCGAGAUACGUAGAAUGUUGAGUUGAGUACUGAAUACUGAAUGCUGAAUCCCUGAAUGCUCAACGCUGACAACGGGGACACAAUAACAAUGGUAAAAUGUAUAUUUUAAUUGUACUCCCGAGUAAAAACAUAUAUCAAACUAAAACACACAACUACAGCUACAGCUGCAGGACGAAAGCAAAAUAGCAAAAGCAAAAACAAUGCAAGAACCAUGAACUCUCCAAACUCUCGACUCUCAAGCGGAAAUGGCAGACCAGAGACAACAACAAGACUAGCAAUAAUAAUAACAAGUACAUCUAGCAAUGGCAAUGGCAGCUCCCGACCAGCUUCAGAUUCAGUUGACACACUGAGCGAAAAACUGCGUCAUUAAAUUAGAAAACAGAGGCCAAAAAAAUGGUAUUAAUCCCAGGCCAAUUGUUUGAUUUGAACUUUGUUUUUAUACAUAUAUUUUACUAAUGAUUCUAGUAAACUAAAAAAUACCACAAGUGCUUGCCUUUGACAAUGUGUCAAAAAUAAUUUCCUUAGAGUAUUUUAAAUUUGAGAAAUAUAAAUGUCAAUCAGAUUAAUGUCAUGUGCAUUAUUUGAUGAUACGUGCAGCUAUUCUGAUUUAUUUUCCCCUAGUGUAGCUGCCUCACAAAUGUGAGCUCUGGGACGGUGGCAUCAACUGGGGGCAGGAGGCAGCCUCAAGUGGCGCUUAAUGAAAGCGCAACAGACAACGGCAGGACCGCAGGAACACGACCACACGACAACUGAGCGGGACAGGAUUGGGUGGACAGGGGGACAUGGACAUGGACAUAGACGGGGAGUGGGAGGAAGUGUAAGAGCAGGAGAUGCAGGACAACUAAAUAGGCGAACCGCAAAAACUCAUCGUCAAGGAGCGACAGAUACGGCCAGGGAAAAGUGGGAAAAUAGAUGGGGAAUCCAACUAUGCAGCCAUAAUAAAAUUCACGGGGAAUUGAGAUGAAAGCUGUGAGCGAGCACAGUCGUCCGUAGGACCUCAAGCCGAUGCCGCAUCCGAGUUCGAGUCCCUAGUCCCCCUCACUCCAUCCGCCGUAUCCCGGCAUACCCGGAAAGGAGGAGGAGGAGCCGCUCGAAUUGCGGCUGGGGCUGUCACUUAGCGCGUGACAUGUGUCAAAACAAGCGGCAACCGCAGCGAGACCGUGACCAGAAGAGCCUCCCAGAAUCCUAGCCUGCUGCACAAGUGCAUGCCCGGCUUCGUCCUGGGAGUGCUGCUAAUAUCCUUCCACAGCAGCGGUGAAAUGGAUUUGGGCGGUUGGCAGCCUCAAAAUCUGGGCGUGGUGGCACUCAGUGUGUGUGAGUUGCCGAAGCGGAAGCAGCCUAAAACCAAAAAGGAGAUUGACUUUAAAUUAAGAGCACAAACCGCUGGAAGUCUAAAGGUCUUUUGCAACAGAGAAACAGACUUUCUCAGCUUCAUGUUCCUUUAAGAAAACAUAAAAAUAACAGCAUAAAAAAAGCACUUAGUUUAAUGAUUAAAACAGAUUGCUGAUUAAGUCCUCUUUGCCAGCAUUUCUGCUAUUCUAUGUCACUAUAUCUAGUUUACAUAUUUUAUGCUGGGCAUUGCUGUUUGUAAAAUCUUUAGGAGCGAGAGUUCCUUCGUGGAAAUAUUUCCAUUGCAUGUGCAGCAAGUAUUCCACUUUCGUAUCGGACACCCAAUGGAGUUCAAACACCCUGGAGCGAAUCGCAGUUCAAGGAUCGCUGGUGGGGAAAUAUCGUUUGCGUGAUUUACACUCCCAAUUGCAUGGCAAUUACAAGUCCAUUAACAUUGCCAUUAACCCUUGGAGUGCCUCCUCCAACGAGGGGCAGCCAGCCAGUGAGAUGGAGUGCAGCACAAUGGCAACAAUGGGCAGAGCGAUUAAUGGUCAAGCAGGCGAGAGCUAUUUAUGGCCCAGGAAGAGCCCAUAUUACUUUGACAAGGACAAACUGUUGCCUGCCUGUGGAAAGUGUCCUUCCAGCCCAACCAACACUCCAAUCCCUCCGCCACUUGCACAGUUUUGUGUUGUAAAUAAUCACAAAACUCUCUCCGUUCCCCCAGAUAGUGUCUCACUACCCAUAGCCGCCCAUCCUCCUUCCGGUUUGUGUUUGUCAAGUAAGCAGCUUUCCUCAAGUGCCAAGUGCCAUUGACAGCAACCCGGCGAACUACUCCUUCCAGGAGGAUGAUAUCUCAUCCCAAAUAUCCUGCUAUCCUGCUACCAUGUGUGUGUGCGGUCGCAGUGGAUAAUGGGAUUUCGGUUUAUUAAUUAACCAACUUUAUGCCUGCUGAAUUGAGAGCGGAGCACACGACCAGGUUGGCUUAGACCACAACUAGGAAUCAUUGGCCAUCUUUAGUGGAAUUGAAUUAAGUGAUGUUACAUACACACACACUCUCAUAUCGAUUGCCACCACAACGCACACAUUGUCAUAUCGAGCAUACGUAUGCGAAAUGUGCAAAUAAAAUGCACAAAACUUUGAUUUAUUUCCACGUAAAACAAACAUUGAAAAGGCUCAACGUCGCACUGUUCAAAUACACACAGAUGUGUGGGGAGCUGUAGUACUGUAGGUAGUACGUAAUCCCAGGUAGCACCACUACCCGAUCCUUUCGUCCUUUUGGUCGCUGCCUGUUUAUGUGUACACAUUCAUUAAAAUGUCGAACAUCGAAAGUGCCUAUUCAGGUUGUUGCCACGCCCACGGCACACACUCUCCCACACACACACACACACACACGCACUUACAUUUGCAUUGGCAACCUGCAACUGCAACAGCAACAACACGCAACUGCAUCUGCAUCUGCAUCUGCAAAUAAUUGUCAGCUUACUGACUCGCAUUCAAUGCAGCAACAACGGCAACCAAAAUGAAACAAUCACGUGCUCCAUGAGAUCUAUGCAAGCGUGCUAUAAAUGCACGUGAAAGUGGGAUCCAAAGUGGGGAUUUCAAAUGCUGAAUUCUGGUUGCACCACCGAAAAAAAGGGGGGAACGGUAGCUGCGGCGGAAGUCAAACGGUAUUUGUAAUGAAAACAGGGGCAUGUAUAUGCAGCGCCCGUUUGCGCCCCUUUCCAAACGAGGAGAUUUUUUUCCUUGCCGUUUUGGUGCAUUGCCAACGCACUUCAGUUGCAGGGAGACAGGAGGGCGGGGCAGGCAAGAGAUAUUUGAAUUGGGAGCAGGGAGCAGCGAGCAGGGAGUGCAGCGGGGUGCAUUGGGAAAGCUGCACAUGACGCGUGAUUUAUGUAUUUUCGUCAAAUGGCAGCCACCGCAGCAGCAGCAGCAGCAGUGGGACAAAGCUGCCAUGAAAUGCUAAUGAUGCCAUGACUCGAAUGCUUUCAUAACCCACCAACGAGUGUCGCACACAACCGAACACACACCACACACCACACACACACACACAUACGCUUAAACACCAUACAUAUAUAACCAUACCAGUGCCCUAUCUCCUUAUAUGCAUAUGCCAGCACUAACCCGGUUUUAUGUCCU
This is a messenger RNA of Drosophila yakuba, 6034 nucleotides long. RefSeq lists its product as uncharacterized. Lineage: Eukaryota; Metazoa; Arthropoda; Insecta; Diptera; Drosophilidae. The record is from RefSeq and is a predicted model, not a curated record.